UACGACCCAGGGGAUAAAACGGCCACGUAGCCCACACGAGAGUUAGAGCUUGGUGAGCGCGGUUGGAGGCUGGAGGGAAGUCAUGGAUUCUGUCGUCCUCCAGCUCUGGGCUGUCCUCUGUCUCCUGGUUCACCUGGCGAGCUGCAGUCCCAUCCUCAGCUUGGAGCACUCUUCCUUGGAGGAAGACGUGCCUCUUUUCGACGAGAUCCUCUCCGAGCAGGAUGGCGUUGACUUCAACACGCUGCUUCAGAAUAUGAAAAAUGAGUUUUUGAAGACAUUGAACCUCUCUGACAUCCCCCUGCACGAAUCGGCCAAGGUGGAUCCACCAGAGUACAUGCUAGAGCUGUACAACAGGUUUGCCACUGACAGGACAUCCAUGCCAUCCGCAAAUAUUAUUAGGAGCUUCAAAAAUGAAGACUUGGCUUCCCACCCUGUUGGUGUUACAGGGAUUCGGAAAUAUCCUCUCCUAUUCAAUGUUUCCAUCCCUCACCAUGAAGAAAUCAUCAUGGCAGAGCUGAGGCUCUACACCUUGGUGGAGCGGGACCAAAUGCUCUACAAUGGGCUUGACCGGAAAGUCACCAUUCUUGAAGUUCUGGAGAGUGACCAUAUGGGGGUAGGAGAAGAAAGAAAAGCAGUGGCUCUGGCAUCCAGGCACAUCUAUGGCACAAGCAGUGAGUGGGAGAGCUUUGAGGUCACUGAAGCCAUCAGGCGUUGGCGAAGAGCAGGACUGACCACACACAGGCUGGAAGUUCAUAUAGAGAGCAGGGAAGGGGAGGAGCAGAAAGGAGAGGGCAAACUGGACAUUGACAUCAACUCUGAGGCUAAGCAUGAGCCUCUGUUGAUCGUAUUCUCUGAUGACCAAAGCAAUGACAAAAAAGAGGAGAAGCAAGAGCUGAACGAAAUGAUAGACCACGAGCAGCUCCUCGACUUGGAGAACCUGGAGGUCGGCAAUUUCCACGGCCAGCCUGGAGAGGAGGCACUGCUCCAGAUGAGAUCCAACAUCAUUUACGACUCUACUGCCCGCAUCCGGAGGAAUGCAAAAGGCAACUACUGUAAAAAGACUCCACUCUACAUUGAUUUCAAGGAGAUUGGCUGGGAUUCCUGGAUCAUUGCCCCAGCAGGGUACGAAGCCUACGAGUGCCAUGGAGUGUGUGCCUACCCCUUAACAGAGCAUGUCACACCAACCAAACAUGCCAUUGUCCAGACUUUGGUUCACCUGAAGAAUCCCCAGAAAGCCUCCAAGGCCUGCUGCGUGCCCACCAAACUCGAUCCCAUCUCUAUUCUCUACUUAGAUGCAGGAGUGGUCACCUACAAGUUCAAAUAUGAAGGCAUGGUGGUAUCAGAGUGUGGCUGCAGAUAGUAGGAGGGAAUGCAUGCACAGAGGGGUGCACAGGGGAAGUAUUUAAUGAUUCAGUCUGUAAAUUUGUACAUUUUGGAUUUCCUAUUUAAUAAGGUUAUUUAAUGAGGCAUGUACAGAUAAUUGUAUGUUUCCUGUUACGGGGAAUGGGCAAGUCAUACGACUGUAGGGAAUGUAUAUUUUGUUCCAUUGCUUGCUUCUUGCUGGUUUUAGCUGUCCAAAUGAUGACCGAGUCUCUCUUCUUCUCAAGGCCAGAGCAGAUGAGUGGAUUGUUUGGGAGGGCUCUUUGUGCCAGAGAGGCACAUUCAAAUUCACAGAAAUAAAGGCCUAUUUUUGUACUUUAGAAAUGUUGAUUGCCAUCUAUAGGGAUUUCCAGAGCUAUUAAAGAUAGCUGAAUUAUCAACGAUACACCCCUAGAUUGUUUAGCUUUGUGUAAAAUCUCUACAUGCUCAUAUUAUUAUUACUAUCUAAUUUAUCUGUGUAACUCUGAAGUCCCAACAAUUCUCAAGCUCCUAAGCAUCUAAGGCACAACAAGGUGCUAAACUGUUUCACUUUUUUUCAUAAUUCUUUCUUUAAUCUUUCCCUGCCUCAGUUAAAGGUAGCUGGCAGGUAUGAUUUGGCAUCUGGAGCAAAAAGGAACCAUUCCCUUUCCCACCUCUCUUGGUGGGCCCAGGAACCUUGCCAGGCUUGUGCCAUGCUCUGACCUGAAGUGGCAAGAAAUUCCCCCUGUGCAUUUUUAUUACCAAAGCACCCCGUGUAAAGCAGCACCAUCUGUGUGCUGUCUCUCAAGGGCCAGAGUUUUAGGUGGCAGAAAAAAGUGCAGGAAACUUCCUGAUUCUUUGAAAUCAGACCAGUUUAUACCAGCUAAGAAACUGGUCUCCCUACCCAGGCUGGUAAGUUGCAUACAGCACAGCUUUGUAACCCAAUUCAGAUGUGCAAGUAGUAGUAGUGCAUUUAGUCUGCUUAGAACGAGGCAGGAAGGGAAAACCCCUGUGCCAGCUAGAUAGAGAAAAUCUUUCCUUUAGGUUUGUGCUGCAGUUGUCAAUUCAUCAAGAUCUUGCCACCCCCCUCUCCGAAACUCAACCAUGUCACAUGCCAUGUUUCCACCACUCUUCUGCAACAAAUCACGGCGAUAAGGAGGUGUGGGAGCUGAGAAACAAUAGACCCGUCACUUUAUUUAUACUAAGCUGCAAAUUUGUCAGAUUCUUGGGAAAGUGUAAGUGACGUUGACUCUCCUAGGCUGUACCAGAGCCUACUGUACUGUCCCCACAUCUGUCUUACACUUUUAAGGGAAAGUUAUCUUCCCUGGAAGUGAUAAGCGUCUUUGAACGAAUCACUCUAACACUUCAUGGGAAUGAUCACAAAAGACUUUAUCCUGCACCAACUAAAACCAGUUUCACCUAUUUUCACACAUACUCUUCUGUGCUUCCCAUAAUUUAUUGACCUAUUUAUUGACUGCCUGCCUUUGUAAUAUAAUGUAGAAUACAGAAUGUUUUAUUUUUGUGCUUGUGUGUAAUCCCACUUGGAUAAAACCUUGUACCCAUCCUAUUUUACGUGGAAUCUCUUUUGCUGAGUUGUGUUGCACAGAGGUUGGGGUUGCUGAUUUUUUUU
Messenger RNA from Calypte anna (Anna's hummingbird), 2968 nucleotides. RefSeq names its product bone morphogenetic protein 10 (gene BMP10). Gene Ontology annotation, biological process: SMAD protein signal transduction; BMP signaling pathway. The record is from RefSeq and is a predicted model, not a curated record. Gene Ontology annotation, molecular function: cytokine activity; growth factor activity. The transcript has 2 exons. Bases 83 to 1360 code for a protein of 425 amino acids. Gene Ontology annotation, cellular component: extracellular region. NCBI's taxonomy places the organism in Eukaryota, Metazoa, Chordata, Aves, Apodiformes, Trochilidae.